UCUAGGAAGUCUGUUGGUUGCCAUGUAUAUAUGACGCAUCUGUUAAACAAAAUAUACAAACUUGAAUUUUUCAGAGCAGAUUCUCCGAGGAAGACUGACACUCAACACCAUUUUUUCUUUAAUCUCCAUUGAGAAGAAAAAUGGCAGCUAAUGUUAUAACCCAAUCAACUCUGCUUCAACCACAACUUGUACUUUCUGAUAAAACCCUUCAAAACCCAUCUCUCUCUCGCUUAACCAGGCUCUCUCCUCCAUCAAGGAUUGGUUUUUUGCAGGAAAAGAGAACUGGGAUCGUUGUAAAAGCAUCAUUAGCAUCGAUUGUAUUGGAAUCAAACUCUUCAGUUUUGAAGAAUAAGAAAACCUGCAAGAAUCCCAUUGUUGUCAUUGACAAUUACGAUAGUUUCACUUACAAUCUUUGCCAGUAUAUGGGAGAGCUUGGAUAUUACUUUGAGGUUUACCGAAACGAUGAGCUAACCGUAGAAGAGUUGAAAAGGAAAAACCCUAGGGGAGUGCUCAUCUCCCCUGGUCCAGGAACACCCCAAGAUUCUGGAAUUUCAGUGCAAACAGUUUUGGAACUUGGACCUAUUGUACCUUUGUUUGGUGUUUGUAUGGGUUUGCAGUGCAUUGGUGAGGCUUUUGAUGGAAGGAUUGUGCGUUGUCCCUUUGGUGUCAUGCAUGGAAAAAGUUCUCUUGUAUAUUAUGAUGAGAGGGAGGAAGAUGGGUUGUUCUGCGGAUUGUCAAACCCUUUCCAUGUUGGCCGAUAUCACAGCCUUGUGAUUGAAAAAGACAGUUUCCCUGGGGAAGUACUUGAGAUUACUGCUUGGACAGAAGAUGGACUGGUAAUGGCUGCUAGGCACAAAGUAUAUAAGCAUCUACAGGGUGUUCAAUUCCAUCCAGAGAGCAUCAUAACUUCCGAAGGAAAAACAAUUGUUCGCAAUUUCAUCAAGCUAAUCGAGAGAAAGGAGGUGGCCGAAUCCCAGAACUAGAGGUGAUGCUCUGCAGAUAAAUACUCGAGUCAUAAACAUCAGUAUCAGCCAUGAAACCAUCAAGGCAUAAUCUGAUAUGCUUUCUUCAUUUCCUUUUCGGUCUGAAUCAUACAAGUUCUCGUGUAGAACUCA
Messenger RNA from Hibiscus syriacus, 1115 nucleotides. RefSeq names its product anthranilate synthase beta subunit 2, chloroplastic-like. Lineage: Eukaryota; Viridiplantae; Streptophyta; Magnoliopsida; Malvales; Malvaceae. The record is from RefSeq and is a predicted model, not a curated record. Gene Ontology annotation, cellular component: cytosol. The coding region runs from base 141 to 983 and encodes 280 amino acids. The transcript is spliced from 8 exons. Gene Ontology annotation, biological process: L-tryptophan biosynthetic process.